Molecule: messenger RNA, 2526 nt
Organism: Acaromyces ingoldii
Lineage: Eukaryota; Fungi; Basidiomycota; Exobasidiomycetes; Exobasidiales; Cryptobasidiaceae
Product: phospholipase D/nuclease
Exons: 1
Coding region: 1-2526 (841 amino acids)
Biological process (GO): intracellular signal transduction; cell motility; phosphatidic acid biosynthetic process
Molecular function (GO): D-type glycerophospholipase activity
Source: RefSeq, a predicted model, not a curated record
AUGAAGCGCAUGAAGGUGUCGGUCGAGACGACGCUGAACCCGAACCACCGGCACGACGAGGCGCACGAAAAGGAGCAGGAUGCGAUGCGCCAGGCCAUCUGCGACUCGCACCGCUUCCGAUCCUUUGCCAACAUCCGCUCCGGCAAUGCGGCCAAGUGGUACUCGGACGGGCACGACUACUUUUGGGCCCUGUCCGAGAUCCUCGAGGGUGCGCGCGACUGCAUCUACAUUCUCGACUGGUGGCUCAGCCCCGAGCUGUACCUGCGUCGGCCGCCGGCGCACUACGAAGAGUACCGCCUCGACCGGCUGCUGCUGAAAAAGGCAAAGGAGGGCGUCCAGAUCCGCAUCGUCGUCUACAAAGAGGUGACGCAGACAAUGACCAUGUCAUCGGCCCACACCAAGCACCACCUCGAGCAGAUGCACCCCAACAUCCAGGUCUUUCGCCACCCCGACCAUCUCGGCGGCGAGCAGACGUACUUUUGGUCGCACCACUCCAAGGUCGUCUGCGUCGACAACACGACGGCCUGCAUCGGCGGGCUGGACAUCUGCUAUGGCCGCUGGGACACGCAGCUGCACCCGCUCUCGGACGUGCACCCGCGCGAGACGCUCGAACGCACGCUGUUCCCUGGCCAGGACUACAACAAUGCGCGUGUGCAGGACUUCCAAAAGGUCGACGACUUUAUGUCGAACCAGCAGAGCUCGCUGCGUGUCGGCCGGAUGCCCUGGCACGACGUUCACAUCUCUCUUCACGGUCCCGCGGCCCUCGAUGUGGCGCACCUGUUUGUCGAGCGCUGGAAUUUCGUAUGCGAGCUCAAGUAUUCGGGCGACAAGCAGUACCAGCUCCUCGCUUUCCCACACGGUGCGCCCUCGCUCGAGGAGGUGCACCCGAUCCACGAUGCCAUUGCCCGCCACCCGUACACGGCCCGGUUCCACAGCACCGGCCAGCUGUUCCGCCACCCCUGGCACGCCGAGAAGCGCGACGACAGCGAGGCAGCCACACGUGGGCACACGAUGGACAUCCAGGUCAUCCGCACCUGCGCCGACUGGUCCAACGGCACCUUGCCCGAAAAGUCGAUCCAGAACGCAUACAUCGAGAUGAUCCGCGAGGCGUCGCACUGCAUCUACAUUGAGAACCAGUUCUUCAUCACGGCCACCGAGCCGGGCACGCCCGUCGUCAACCUCAUUGGUGCCGCGCUGGUGGAGCGCAUCCUCAGUGCCGCCAAGGACGGCCGCAAGUUUAAAGUCAUCGUCGUCAUCCCCACGAUCCCCUGCUUUGCCGGCGAGCUCGACGAGGCCGCGGGCAUCCGCUGCAUCAUGGCCUACCAGUACCGCUCCAUUGCCCGCCGCGGCAAGUCGAUCCUCGAGCAGCUCGAGGCGGCGGGUGUCGAUGGCCACGAGUACAUCAGCUUCUACAACCUCCGUGGUAUCGACCGCAUCAACUGGGCCGGCGUCCGGCGCAUGGAAAAGGAGACGGGCGUCAGCUUCCACGAGGUCCAGAUCGCCGCUGCGCGCAUCUAUCUCGGCGAGCAGGGCUACGCCGCGGGCAACCAGACGGUGGCCAUCAAGACGGCCGACGAUGCCGACGACGCCAAGCGCGACAGCGAGGGUAAAAAGGACCCCAAGACGAUCGCGCGCAUCGCCAUGCCCAAGACCGUCGACGAGGCCAUGGAUGUCAUUCGCCGCUUCCAGGCUGCGGCGAGCCGCGACGACGAGAACCGGGUCAAGGACUCGAUCGCCGACUGCACCCUCCACGGCCAGCGGCCCAUCGACGAGGAGCACUGGCCCCAGGACAUUGAGGACGAGCGCGAGGCCUUUGUCACCGAGGAGGUCUACGUCCACUCGAAGCUCAUGAUCGUCGACGACCGCAAGGUGCUCAUCGGCAGCGCCAACAUCAACGACCGCUCGCAAAAGGGCGACGGCGACAGCGAGACGGCGUGUGUGAUUGAGGACACGGACCUGUUUGAGAGCGUCAUGAAUGGCGAAAAGUACAUGGCCUCGCGCUUUGCGGCCUCGUUUCGCCGCCACCUCUGGCGCCAGCACCUCGGCCUCGUCGCGCCCCAGUACUGCUCCCCCGAGAGCGCGGCCACAUACCCGACCGAGGCCAUGCGCCCGGCCCCGCACGGCAACCCGGACCCGGAGAAGAUGGCCGCCGCCGAGGGCGCGUCCACGCAGGAGCGCGAGUGGGAGCGCCUCGUCGCCGACCCGCUGAGCGACGAGGUGGAGCGCAUGUGGAAGGGCCAGGCCAAGUCCAACACGGAGAUUGCCGACGACAUCUUCCAAGUCGUGCCGUCGGACAAGGUGCGCAACUGGAAGGACUACAAUGCCUUUUUUGUCGCCCGCGGCAGCCGCACCGGCCACGUCGCGGCGGACCCGGCCAAAUGGAGCACAGAGGCGGUGCGCAAGCGCCUGGCCCAGUGGCGCGGCUGCCUCGUCGAGAUGCCGCUCCAUUUCCUCGAGGAGGAGAACCUCGAAAAGGGCUCCCGGGGCAUCGAGGUCAACGACACGACGCUGCCCAUCUACCUGUGA